Molecule: messenger RNA, 5808 nt
Organism: Armigeres subalbatus
Lineage: Eukaryota; Metazoa; Arthropoda; Insecta; Diptera; Culicidae
Exons: 2
Coding region: 1-5808 (1935 amino acids)
Biological process (GO): DNA integration
Molecular function (GO): protein binding; nucleic acid binding
Source: RefSeq, a predicted model, not a curated record
AUGGGCUCAUUUCUCCUGCGCUGGCGUAGACCAGGAGGUUGUGAAAGCCGAUUGGCGCUGUCAAGUGUGUGUGUUUCCGCUAGUGCGCAGCAGCUGAAGGUUCCGGACACGAGAAGCAAGACGCGAGGUGGCAAGAAGACCGGCCAAAAAGGCGAUGGAGGGUCCGAUCAGGGAGUUAGUUCCGAUGCAGAUCCAGCUGAGAAGCAGUUGGAAGAGGAACAACUCGCCAAGGAAAAGGCCUUUGCAAAGCAGAUGGAGGCGCGGAAGAAGCUACUCGCUAGGCAGAAAGCGUGGAAGCAGGAACAGCUGAGGCAAGAACGAGAAAUGCGGGAACUGGAGCUCCAAGUACAACGCGAGAUAGAAGAGCAGCAGUUGCAGCAAGAACAGGAAAUGUUGGACGCUCAACUGGCUGCGGAGAAGGAAUUUUUGGAGAAGCGAGAUGCGAUCCGGAAGAAAUUCGAAAACAGCGUCAAGAGGGUGAAUGCGUCCAAGGACGAAGAUGGUGCUGUCGGUGGGAGGUCGAAAAGUGAACCGGACCAGGCGGUAGAGGAGUGGCUGCAACAGUCAAGGAAGACAAACACGCAGCAGUCGGUCUCGGAUGUCAGGGGAGCUUUUCCGAAAGGUGGAGUUCCACUGGGAGCAGGAGUGGUUAUCAAGGCGAACAAAACGAAGUCGAUGAAACCGGUAAAGGAAGUGCCUGAAAUCGUCGAGAACGAGCCAGAGUCCAGCGAAGACGAAAGCAGCGAGUCGUUGGAUUAUCCAGCGAAAAGCCGUCACAGUCAGAGCCGGUAUGGCAGCAUGCAGACUAGCCGCUCGGAAAGCGGUGUCCCAGUACCUUCCGAAGUUUCGUGGAGAGCCGGAAGUCUGGCCGCAUACGACGAGCAUACGACGGCGGCGUGCGGGUUCACGAACUUGGAGAACUUGAAGCGGCUGCAGGACUGUCUACAGGGAGACGCACUCGAGGCAGUCAGGAGUCGGCUAGUGCUGCCGGAUUCGGUUCCGGAUGAUAUUUGCGAUCUGAGGAAUCUUUUCGGAAGGCCGGAAAAGUUGCUGAAGACGCUGCUGACAAAAGUGAGGAAUUCUCCUGCGCCGAGAGGAGAUCGGCUGGAGACCUUCAUUAACUUCGGGAUUACGGUGAAGCAACUGUGCGAUCAUCUUGAAGCUGCACAGCUCAGAGACCACCUGAACAACCCGAUGCUGGUACAGGAGUUGGUGGACAAGCUACCACCAAGCUAUAAGCUGGACUGGGUCCGUUUCAAGCGUGGAAAAAUUGACAGUCCACUAAGGAUGUUCUCGAACUUCACCACCGAAAUUGUUUCGGAUGUGUCCGAGGUUACGGAGUUCACUAUGUUGUCAGUGAACGAGCGAGCACGUCCUGGGAGAGAGAAUCCUAGGAAGAAGGAGUUUGUGCAUAUGCAUGAAUUUGCACAGAAGUGGAGCGAAGGAUCGCGGAUCGAGGCAGUCAGUCGGCCGUGCUGGAUCUGUGAGCGGACGGAUCAUUUGAUCAGAAAUUGCGAUGAGCUCCGGCGAAUGAAUAUCGCCGAAAGGCUUAGAGAGGUGGAGAGGCAGAAACUGUGUGGAAUCUGCCUAAACAAACAUGGAAAUAGUCGCUGCUCGUCGAAGAUCCGGUGCGUGGUGCGAGGUUGUCAAGGAAACCAUCAUCCUCUGUUACAUCGCGUGGAAAGAUCUGUGCAAUUGCAGAAAGCGAUAUCCGACUGCACAGUGAUUUUCCGUAUGAUGCCGGUAACGCUACACGUCGGCAAGCGUCAAUACGACACCGUCGCGUUCCUGGACGAAGGGUCAUCUGCGACUUUGGUCGAUGAUGUGGUAGCCAAACGAUUGAAAGCUGAAGGUUCACUGGAGCCGUUGAUAGUAACGUGGACCGGGAACAUCAACCGGUUCGAAAACGAGUCCCGCUGCGUAGAGAUGAUGGUGGCAGCAAAGGGCUCGAAGGAGAAGUUUCCGCUGUUCAACACUCGGACAGUAUCGGAGUUGCAGUUACCCAAACAGAAUGUUCGAUACGCAGAGGUAGUGAAGCGGUACACACAUCUUGUGGGCGUGCCAGUGAAAGAUUUUCCGUCCGGGGUGCCGACCAUCCUCAUCGGUUUGGAUAACCUACACCUGUUUGCGCCGCUGGAGUCACGUGUUGGUAGACCGAACGAACCGAUCGCCGUGCGAUCGAAGAUGGGUUGGACAAUAUAUGGGUCCGAAAAACGUAGAGCCAGCGUUAAUACAUACCUGAAUUUUCAUUCUAUCGCGACGGUGAGCAAUCAGGAGCUCCAUGAUUUGAUGCGGGAGCAGUAUGUGCUGGAAGAAACAGCGGGUGCAUCGUUCGCUGUGCCAGAACCGUUGGAAGAGAAGCGGGCUAGGGAGAUCCUGGAGGCGACAACACAGCGAGUGGGCCAUCGGUUCGAAACUGGACUGUUGUGGCGCAGCGAUGUCCGGAAAUUCCCCGAUAGCUACUCAAUGGCUAAGCGGAGAAUGCAUGCACUCGAUCGGAAAUUAGAAAGGAAUCCAGCGCUGAAGGAGAAUGUGUGUCGGCAGAUCGAGGAGUACCAGGAGAAAGGAUACGCGCACAAAGUAACCGACGUAGAGUUGAUGGAGACAGCUCAAUCUGCUGUGUGCUACCUGCCCCUUAACGUCGUGGUGAACCCACGAAAGCCAGGCAAAGUGCGCCUGGUAUGGGAUGCAGCAGCAUCAGUGAAUGGCAUUUCCCUGAAUUCCGAGCUGCUCAAAGGUCCGGAUAUGUUAGUUCCCCUUCCGCGAGUGAUCUGCCAUUUCCGAGAACGCCCGAUCGCCUUUGGAGGCGACAUCCAGGAAAUGUAUCACCAAAUCCGCAUCAGAUCGGAGGACAAGCAGGCGCAGCGAUUCCUGUUUAGGUCAGGUAGCGAAGAGGCUCCACAGAUAUUCGUGAUGGACGUGGCGACUUUCGGAUCCACGUGUUCGCCCAGUUCAGCGCAGUAUGUGAAGAACGUCAAUGCGAAGCAAUUUGCGAAGAGGUACCCGGAAGCAGUAGAUGCAAUAGUCAAACGUCAUUACGUGGACGAUUACUACGACAGUGUGGACACCGUGGAAGAAGCGAUCAAGAGAGCCAACGAAGUGAGAUAUGUUCAUUCGUGUGGCGGUUUUCGAAUUAGGAACUGGGUGUCUAACUCCAAUGCGUUCCUGCAGGCGGUUGGCGAGCAAAGCGGUGAGUCGGCAGUACACUUUAGCGAAAAUAAGGCUGCAGAGUAUGAACGUGUGCUGGGCGUAGUAUGGGAUACGAUAGAAGACGUCUUCUGUUUUGAGACCGCUUCGAAGUUCGAGUGUUCCAAAGUCCUCCGAGGAGAAGAACGUCCCACCAAGCGGAUGGUACUCAGCAUAGCCAUGGCACAGUUUGAUCCGGCCGGAUUCCUAGCUCCAGUUACCAUCCUGGGUAAAAUGCUGGUGCAAGAUCUGUGGAGAACAGGAUGCCAGUGGGAUGAUGCGGUAGAUGACCUAUCAUACAAAAAGUGGACGCGGUGGACGAGCAUGUUGGCGAAUGUCCAGGCAUUUAAGUUGUCGCGCAGCUACUUCGGCACUGCGAGGUCCGAUGAAAUCCGGGACGUACAGCUGCAUAUAUUUGCGGACGCGGGUGAGACGGGGUAUGGAUGUGUGGCAUAUUUUCGUGCCAUGGUGCGUGGAGAGGUGAAGUGCACGCUAGUGAUGAGCCAGGCGAAAGUUGCUCCCUUGAAACAAGUGUCAAUUCCGCGCCUGGAGCUUCUGGCGGCGGUACUGAGUGCACGGAUGUCACAUACGGUGCGCGAAAACCACAGCAUAUCCAUUAGCAAAGUGGUAUUUUGGAUAGAUGCAGAGGUGGUACUAUCGUGGAUUAGAUCCGACCAGCGCCGCUAUAAACAGUUCGUUGGUUUCCGCAUCGGAGAGAUCCUGAGCUUGACGAGACUAGCAGACUGGCGGUGGGUUCCGACAAGGCUGAACGUUGCAGACCUGCUGACGAAGUGGGGAAAGGAUCCAGAUCUACAUCCGAGUGGUCCGUGGGUACGAGGCCCACAGUUUCUGUACGACCGGGAGGAAAAUUGGCCGAGGAAGAGUUUGCCGCCGGCUAAUACGACUGAGGAACUUCGGGUUCAUCUGUUGCUACACGACGUAAAGAUACCAGCGGUUCUUGUAGACGCGAACCGCUUCUCGAAGUGGACGAUCCUGGUCCGAACGAUAGCGUGCGUGUUUCGAUUUGUGACGAACUGUAGACGGAAAAAAGGGAAACUGCCGAUAGAAACGUUGCGAGCAACGAAAGGUCAGCUGAAGUCGCAUAUAUCAAAUGCGGGUGCGUCGGUUCGACUACCACUACAGCAGAAGGAGUACGAGCAAGCAGAGCGAUGCUUGCUGAAGGUAGCGCAGUCGGAGAGUUUUAUCGAUGAGCUGAAGGUGCUGUCGAGCAACAAAGAUCGUCCGGCGAGCCAGUGGAUGGCACUUGAGAAGUCUAGUCCGCUAUACAAGCUGACCCCGCUGGUAGAUGAGUAUGGCUUGAUCAGAAUGGAGGGCCGCGUGGAGCGGGCAGAGUUUCUACCGUUCGACUUGCGGUUCCCAGUUAUUCUUCCGAACGACCACAGAAUUACGAAGCUGAUAGUCCAACAUUACCAUGAGAGGAGUGGCCAUGGAUACCGCCAGGCGGUUAAAAACGAGUUGCGGCAGCUGUACUACAUUCCGCAUGUAGAUGCAGUGGUGAGAAAAGUGUCGGUGGCCUGCGUCUGGUGUAAAGUGCAUCGCUGUCGUCCCCAUGCUCCACGGAUGGCUCCACUACCAGUGCAGCGCAUUACGCCGAAUCUUCGGCCAUUUAGCUACGUGGGUGUCGAUUAUCUGGGGCCGUUUGACGUGACUGUAGGGCGUCGAACAGAGAAACGUUGGAUAGCGCUGUUCACAUGCAUGGUGAUACGAGCGGUACAUUUGGAGGUAGCCCACGGAUUGACAACACAGUCCUGUUUGAUGGCGAUACACCGGUUUAUCGGUCGCCGGGGCUGGCCGAUUGAAUUCUUCUCCGACAACGGGACGAAUCUGCGAGGAGCAAGCAAGGAAGUAGUAGAGGUUGUACAGGGCAUCAGAGAUGACUGUGCAGACCAGCUGACGAAUGCAAAGACUAGGUGGACGUUCAAUCCUCCCGCUGCGCCUCAUAUGGGGGGCGUCUGGGAGCGGUUGGUGCGUUCCGUGAAGGAGGCGUUAACAGCGUUGAACGAUGGAAGGCGACUGACGGACGAGAUUUUGCAGACGGUAAUCGUUGAGGCUGAGGACAUCGUCAAUUCUCGUCCCCUCACCUACGUGUCGCAACAGAACAACGAGGCAGAAGCACUAACCCCAAACCACUUCUUGAGGGGUGGGUCACCGAAUCAGCCAAGCGGUACACCGCCGCCACCCAAUCCGGCAGUGGCUCUCCGGGACGCCUUCCAGCGGUCCCAGCAAAUAGCCAGCGUGAUGUGGGAUAGAUGGAUCAAGGAGUACGUGCCUUUGCUGAACCGAAGGUCCAAGUGGUUCGGCGAAUCAAGACCGUUGCAAGCAGGAGAUUUGGUGUAUAUCGUAGAUGGUACCAACCGUAAGUGUUGGGUUCGUGGAGUGGUAGAAGAACCCAUAGUGUCCGGAGACGGAAGGGUCCGUCAAGCGUGGGUGCGUACUAGCACCGGAAGGUAUAAGCGAGCGUCAGCGAGGCUGGCCGUGAUAGAAGUUGAGGAAGGUAACCCUGAGCCGGAAGUGGCCUCCGGGGCAGAGUUACGGGCCGGGGAAUGGUCUGGCAACCCUGCCCAGACGCAGCCGCAUCACAACCAAUAUUUGGCCGAGUAG